Messenger RNA from Labeo rohita (rohu), 1281 nucleotides. Its product is annotated as ly6/PLAUR domain-containing protein 8. Lineage: Eukaryota; Metazoa; Chordata; Actinopteri; Cypriniformes; Cyprinidae. The record is from RefSeq and is a predicted model, not a curated record. The transcript has 5 exons. Bases 18 to 614 code for a protein of 198 amino acids.
CACCCUUCAGCUGGAUCAUGGCACUGCAAAUCAUCUCUGUGCUUCUUUUUACUGUGUUUUUCUCUGAAGCUCUGACACUGAUGUGUUACAACUGUAUCACACCAGUUCCACCUGGAACAUGCACACAAAAUGUAAACUGUACUUCUCAGAGUGCAAAGUGCAGCUCCGUUACCACAUAUAAUCCCAAUGUAACUAGCGUUACGAGUUGCAAUACCUUGUGUGAUAAUUGGAGCGUAAAUGUUGGACAGAUCAGAAUGACCUCCCAAUGCUGUGAAUCAGAUUACUGCAACAAUGUUACACAAGACUUAACCAGUAACACAAUGAUGUGUUACUCCUGCAAUGGAAAAACCUACUCAGACAUUCUGCCUUGUAAAGGUGAUGAGAGACAGUGCAUCACUGUAACAGCUGAAUUAUUCGGCAACGGCACCACCACCACUUUAAAAGGAUGUGCUAGCAAAAACAUCUGUGAUAACACCGGACUUUUGAAACUAAAAAUGCCAGAUGUCAAGAAUGUUUCAUGUUGUGAUCAAAAACUGUGUAACAGUGCCCAGAGUCUGACUCAGGGAGCUGUGCUGCUGCUGGUACCAAUGCUUCCUGUCCUUUUUUCUAUCUGAGAUCCGUUGUAGGAGGUUUUGUUAUGAUUCUAUUAGUAUAUGAAUGCUUUUUUUUUUUUUUUGUAAAUGUAAAUCAUUACCAAAAACACCUUUUCUGAUUAAUUGAGGGUCAUGCAUUUGUUUCAGAUGACAGCUUGUCUAAUAUAAAGUGUGCUUUUGCAUUUCUAUUCUUGAAUCUAAUGUAAAAUAAAAAUACAAUUACUUUAUUAACAGUUUAUUUAAACACUAACAUUUCUAUGACUAAAAUCCCUUGCGUUUUUGUUAUGUACAAAAAGAUUUAGAAUGUGAGAAGAGUAACAUUGAUUAAUAAUUUCAUAUUGACGAAGGUUGAGUUACAGCUCACCACAUAAGCCCAUACACUUUAGGUGUGCUAUGUAUAUUUGUAUAGUAGCAUAGUUAUAUAUUUUCUACAAGUGGACUGCAUACUAUGGACAGAGAAAGAGAUUAUAUGAACUUAGUUUCAUAAUUUAAUAAGAGUUUGCUAUGAAAAUAUGUACAUGUGUUUUUCACUGAAUGAGAAAGCUAAAACUAGCUCAAACACAAGAAAAUGUUUUGUAAAUGUCUUGUAAUCAAGCAGAGAAAAACCUUCAUAUUUGUAUUGUAGUACUGUACAACGUUACUCAACAAGUAAGAAAUCUGUCAUUUUGCUUUUAAUAAACACUUUGUA